This is a messenger RNA of Spirodela intermedia, 4448 nucleotides long. The record is from the annotation of a GenBank genome assembly. NCBI's taxonomy places the organism in Eukaryota, Viridiplantae, Streptophyta, Magnoliopsida, Alismatales, Araceae.
AUGGGUGCGGGGAUCCUGUCCGAUCUCCUGACGGAGGUGCUGAUCCCCGUCGCUGCCGUGGUGGGGAUCGCCUUCGCGCUUAUCCAGUGGCUGAUCGUCUCGAAGGUGAAGGUGACCCCCGGGGCAGGCCAGUCCGGUGGGAACGGUAAGAAUGGAUACACAGAGUACCUCAUCGAAGAGGAAGAGGGCCUCAACGACCACAACAUCGUCGUCAAGUGCGCUGAGAUUCAGACCGCCAUCUCCGAAGGUCCACUUCGUCUCCCUCACGAUGCUCUGUUCUUCCCACGUACUUGUUACAUGGGGUUGUUCGAUGUAAAUUUGGGUUUUCUCAGUGUGGGACACUGUCUCAUGUGCCGGAUCUGAGUUUUUUCUUUUGGAUCUGCUGAGUUUUUUUAUGCACGUGAGUAGCUGGAGUAGGUGGGUCUGUAUUCAGAUCUCGUGUCGCAGCAGCUUGGUUUCUUCUUUCCACUUUCGCUUGUUAGAUUUAUCUGCCCUGCGAAAGUCUCUCGCAGCAUUUAUUUCCUUUUCCUUCAUCUCUCGCUUUUUACUUUGGGUAGUUGGUUUCUGGAGGUGAAACCAUUUGAGACUGUACUCUAGAUGAACUGGAUUCGAGGUCUUGGCAUCUGGUGCAUCACCUACCCUCAGAUUUGGAAGGAUUUUCUUCUCUUUCCCCCAUAUUAAACAAACUUAGUGCGCCUGGGAGUCAUUAUGGCAACGAGUAGCCUGAAAAUAAGUGCUUCAUUUGUUGUAUAAUACGCAUUCUCGAUUCUUUCCAUUUCUUAGUUUCUUCGUUAGUUUCAUUGUUGCAUCUUUAUAUAUUUGGAUUUUUCAAAAAAUAUUAAAAAUAGGGAUUUUUUUGUUGGUUUCUUCGUCGCAUCUGCACUUCCUCUCUUAGGAUGCAGUCCGUUUAUUAAUCCUAAGAAACUACGAGUUGAUAUAUUCGUUUUUGGGCGGUCUGUAUUCACCGUGGUGUUGAAUGCGUGGUCUGACUGUCGUUUGAAAAGGACUUCUUAUCGUAUUUGAAAUUAUUUAAAGUGGCAUAUUUAUAGUACUGAGUUAGCUUCGAGGAGGAACUUUUAAAAUCGGCAGCGAGGAGGACGUUUUUGUCUACUUAGAAAUAUUGGAGUAAUUUAGCGUAGGAAUUGAAAAUGCAUUAUUAAAAAAUUAUUUUUUAUAUUCUAUAUUUUAAGGAAAGCUUCAUAUUUUUAUUUUAUUUUAAAUUGAAUUAUCACUAUUUCUCUCUUAUUUAAUCGUAAAUUUUCACAUGCAGCAUUUAUUUUAACCUCUCUUAGAUCGUUUGUUCCGUAGUUGGUGGCAUAUGUUCAGCAUAGUUUUCUCGUCAAUAAAGAUGACAUUUUAGAACAACUACCAACGUGUGUCUUUUUCUUUUUAGUUUCAUCAGCAUGUAGAACUCAAAAUUUUGCUUUCAUUUUUUAUUUUAUUUGUCGCUUAUUUCGACGGUGCUCUUCAGAACUACCAACGUGUCGCUUUUUUAUCUGUGUACGUAGCUCAAUGUCUUGUGCUAACUGCAAACAUGCCUGUUCAUUUAAACAGGGGCUACUUCUUUCCUCCUCACUGAAUAUCAGUACGUUGGAAUCUUCAUGGUCGCCUUUGCAAUCCUUAUCUUCCUCUUCCUCGGUUCUGUUAACAGCUUCAGUACCAAAAAUCAACCCUGCACCUACGCCACGGACAAGAGCUGCAAGCCCGCUCUUUUCAAUGCUAUAUUCAGCACCGUGGCUUUCUUGCUUGGUGCAAUCACCUCUUUGGUUUCUGGCUUCCUUGGGAUGAAAAUUGCUACUUACGCCAAUGCUAGAACAACCUUGGAGGCGAGGAAAAGUGUGGGCAAGGCUUUCAUUACUGCUUUCAGAUCCGGCUCAGUGAUGGGAUUUUUGCUUGCUGCGAAUGGGCUGUUGGUGCUAUACAUUGCCCUAAACCUCUUCAAGUUGUACUAUGGAGAUGACUGGGAAGGUCUUUUUGAGGCCAUUACUGGAUAUGGGCUUGGUGGUUCCUCCAUGGCUCUUUUUGGACGAGUCGGAGGAGGAAUCUACACCAAAGCUGCAGAUGUUGGUGCUGAUCUUGUGGGAAAAGUCGAGAGAAACAUUCCUGAGGAUGACCCAAGAAACCCAGCUGUAAGCAUCUCCUCGUCUAUCUAUGUUUCCUGCGACUUUAACCUUGCUAAUAUGUGUAUGUUACGGUUAUGUAGUUCUAUUUUGAAAAUGUAUAUUGAAUAAGACCACUUUUCAUGAUUCAUUUCCAAUAUGUUAAUUUCCUAUUCGAAGUUGAUGCAGAGGUUAUGGCUCAUAUAGAUGUUCUCAGUAGGAUGGGAUAUUCUGGUCUGUUUUCUCUUGAUUGUGUUAUGAACGUAAGAUGGUAUCACUGAUUUAGUCGUCUUAGGUUGAAUAUAAUUGCCCAUUUUUCUUCGUACUUCGUAAUCUGUUCAUAUUUUAGCCUCUCACGCGACCUGUUUUUUUUGGCAGGUGAUUGCUGACAAUGUCGGAGACAAUGUUGGAGAUAUUGCAGGGAUGGGUUCUGAUCUAUUCGGGUCCUAUGCAGAGUCGUCAUGCGCAGCUCUAGUUGUCGCCUCCAUCUCUUCUUUUGGGAUCAACCAUGAUUUUACUGCCAUGUGCUAUCCCCUGCUCAUUAGCUCCAUGGGCAUCAUCGUUUGCUUGAUCACUACUCUCUUUGCUACCGAUUUCUUCGAGGUCAAGUCUGUGCAAGAGAUUGAGCCCGCACUGAAGAAGCAGCUCAUCAUCUCCACCAUCCUCAUGACAGUUGGCAUCGCUAUCGUCAGUUGGGUGGCUCUUCCAUCGACCUUCACUAUCUUCAACUUUGGCGCACAGAAGACCGUCAAGAACUGGUAGCUUUGAAAGCUCUCUCCAUUUCUAUUUAUUUGCAAAGAGAUAAAUCUCUGAGUCCUAUUGGCGCACAGAGAUUUAUUUUUUCACUAUCUUCCAUCGAUGUGUUGUCUUACACUGAAUUUCGUCACCAGGGAGCUGUUCUUCUGCGUCGCCAUUGGGCUUUGGGCAGGCCUCGUCAUCGGAUUCGUGACUGAAUACUACACGAGCAAUGCAUACAGGUAAUUCUUUUUAGUACAAUCCAUCUCGUGUUCAAAACUUCAAUGUUUGUUCGAUCAAAUAAUCUAAUUUUAUUAAAUAUCUCCAUUUCUGCAGCCCCGUCCAGGAUGUGGCUGAUUCUUGCAGGACUGGCGCCGCUACCAACGUUAUUUUCGGACUGGCCCUGGGUUACAAGUCCGUCAUCAUCCCCAUCUUCGCCAUCGCCGUCAGCAUCUUCGUCAGCUUCAGCUUUGCCGCCAUGUACGGUAUUGCGGUGGCUGCUCUCGGCAUGCUGAGCACCAUUGCCACCGGGCUGGCCAUUGAUGCCUACGGCCCGAUUAGCGACAACGCCGGAGGCAUUGCCGAGAUGGCCGGCAUGAGCCACAGGAUUCGUGAGAGGACCGACGCCCUGGACGCUGCCGGCAACACCACUGCUGCCAUCGGGAAGGUACAGAACUGCUCGAAGAACACAACCCAUCAUUAGUCAUCAUUAUCUGGGGUUCUCCAUUUAUUGACUGAUCUUUGUCGGGCGGUGGCGGCACGGCAGGGAUUUGCGAUCGGGUCGGCGGCGCUGGUAUCGCUGGCGUUGUUUGGGGCGUUCGUGAGCAGGGCGGCGAUCUCGACAGUGGAUGUUCUGACGCCGAAGGUGUUCAUCGGGCUGAUCGUGGGGGCGAUGCUGCCGUACUGGUUCUCUGCCAUGACCAUGAAGAGCGUCGGCAGCGCAGCGCUGAAGAUGGUGGAGGAGGUGCGGCGGCAAUUCAACACCAUUCCCGGCCUGAUGGAGGGCACCGUCAAGCCCGACUACGCCACCUGCGUGAAGAUCUCCACCGACGCUUCCAUCAAGGAGAUGAUCCCUCCUGGUGCUCUCGUCAUGCUCACUCCCCUCAUCGUCGGCACGCUUUUCGGCGUUGAGACCCUCUCCGGCGUCCUCGCCGGCGCCCUCGUCUCCGGCGUCCAGGUCAGCAUCAUCAUCCCCUCCCUCGCUCUUCCCCUUCCAUCUUCUGCGCCUCUCUCUGUCGUUGACCUGGGCCUGUUCUUCCUCAGGUCGCUAUCUCUGCGUCGAACACCGGCGGCGCUUGGGACAACGCCAAGAAGUACAUCGAGGUGACCGAUGGGAGCUGCUCCCUGCUGCUGUGCAUUGAUUUUGAAGCUUUUUGAGGGUGAAUGACGACGGGACUUCGGUUGCAGGCGGGUGCGUCGGAGCAUGCGAGGUCGCUGGGGCCGAAGGGAUCGGACCCGCACAAGGCGGCGGUGAUCGGCGACACUAUCGGAGACCCGCUCAAGGACACCUCGGGGCCGUCGCUGAACAUUCUGAUAAAGCUCAUGGCGGUGGAGUCUCUCGUCUUCGCGCCCUUCUUUGCCACACACGGCGGCAUCCUCUUCAAGUUCUUCUGA